Yamadazyma jaroonii is the source of this 1323-nucleotide messenger RNA. Lineage: Eukaryota; Fungi; Ascomycota; Pichiomycetes; Serinales; Debaryomycetaceae. The record is from the annotation of a GenBank genome assembly.
AUGCUUAGAUCGGUUCGAGGGACUGCCUGGAAAAGGUACUUCAGUUCCAAACCUAACGGUCUCUUUACUCCUAAUGAAGAGAUAGAAGCCACUCUGAUCCCAUCAACGUUGUUGAAACAACUUGAGAAACCUAGGAUUGAAGUUGAAUACGAAAUGUUAAGUCCAGAACACAUUUCAGAUUUGAUACUAAAGCCUAGCGUGAACGAUCUUUUUUUUAUCAGUUUUGCCAUGGGAUCUCCAUUCCUAGGCAAGGAUUAUCAAGUUAUUCCCAAAGAUCCCAAGGAUAAGAACUCCACUGUGUUUUUGAAAUUUAGCGAUAUCGCUAACGACUAUAUCAAUGUGUUCAACCAACAAGUCAAACGUUUAAAUGAACUCCCCAGCCCACCAGUGAUACCGCUAAAUCAGAAUGUGGAAUAUACCAUACAAGAACAAAUUUCAAAAUACAAAGAAGAUGUUGGGGAACUCGAUUUAUUCGAAUUUCUGAAUAUCACCCAUCUUGGUAAUCUUUUACAACUUGCUGAGUCUUACAGAAUGAACUUGGAGAACAAGAAGGAUAGUAGCUUAUCCAAUUCUUCUGUGACGAUUGAUAAUUUCUGUAUUUUUCUUCUUAGUCAAUUAGAAGCCGAAGUUGAAAGUUUUCCGCCUGUCAUAAGCUUCAUUGAAAGUAACCUUGGUUUAUUUAACAACGAAGGUUUAACUACCAUUGUACAAUUAUUGAUAUCAAGAUUCCAAGACAUAAAUGAUGCAGGGGCUAUUGAAAUUUUCCAGAAUUUUAUUACAAAAAUUUAUAAUGAUCAUAGUUAUGUGGCAUCCAAGCUCGAUUCUUUCCUGAUAGAUGUAUUGGCUAGAAAAGCUUUACAGAACGGUGAAUACGAAAAGGGACUGCAAAUAUUGAAAGUAUUGGUGGAAAGAAAUUCUUUGUUACCUUCUAAUGAUACGAUAACCAGAUUUUUUGAGUCUUUACCUAAAGAAUUCACAACCCUAACCAAAGAACAAUUCAUACGAGAAACUAGUUUCAUGAAGCCAGCUAUUUUCCAAUCUUCCAUCAGUGAGGAAACUGCAAAGGUCAUUCUUCGAUAUGGGGUCGAAAAUUUAACUGAAAUGGAACAUUUUAUGAGAUUGAUACCAAACAACAUCACCAAACAACUCGUCAGCGAGAUUAUAUCAAAAACCGUUGACAUUUCAGAAACAUCUUUAACAGUUACUCAAAUGGUCGUUUGUUUGCUCAAGACAGGGGCAACAUUGAAUGAAGAUAUAACGAGACAAAUACAAGAAUUUUACAAAAGUAAAGGACAAGAUUCCAAUAAAAGAUACUUAAAUUAG